AUGGAGCCGAAGGAAAGAGCGCAACCGAGGGACGUCCCUUUCCUGCCCCGCCUCUCGGCCAGAAAUGCAGCGUGGGAGCGCGGAGUCUCUCUUCAUGCGCACAUCUGGGGUGUCAAGGCUGAGGGAGAACCAUCUGAAGUCUCACUGGCAAAAAAUGGGGAGAAGGUGCAGGAGCAGAAACUGAGGAGUCAAGACAGAGCAAAGAGACAAGAGGAGAGAGAGAUUCACACAGGGGACAAACCUUAUAAAUGCUUGGAGUGUGGAAAGAGCUUCAGUCAGAGUAACCAUCUUAUUUUGCAUUGUAGAACUCAUACGAGAGACAAAACUUAUGAAUGCUUGGAGUGUGGAAAGAACUUCAGUCGGAGUGGCACCCUUACUUUGCAUCAAAGAUGUCAUACAGGAGACAAACCUUAUAAAUGUUUGGAGUGUGGAAAGAGCUUCACUUGGAGUUGCACCCUUAGUUUGCAUCACAGAACUCAUAUACGGGACAAAUCUUAUACAUGCUUGGAGUGUGGAAAGAGCUUCAGUCAGAGUAGCCACCUUACUUCGCAUUAUAGAACUCAUACAGGGAACAAACCUUAUAAAUGCUUCGAGUGUGGAAAAAGCUUCAGGUGGAGUAGUGCCAUCACAGUGCAUCAAAGAACUCACACAGGGGACAAACCUUACAAAUGCUUGGAGUGUGGAAAGAGCUUCAGUCGGAGUAGCACCCUUAAGGUGCAUCAAAGAAUUCACAUAGGGGACAAACCUUAUCAGUGCUUGGAGUGUGGAAAGAGCUUCAGCUGGAGAGGCCACCUUACUUUGCAUUACAGAACUCAUACAGGGGAGAAACCUUAUAAAUGCUUUGAGUGUGGAAAGAGCUUUAGUCAGAGUAGCACCCUUACUUCGCAUCAAAGAACUCACACAGGAGACAAACCUUAUAAAUGCUUGGAGUGUGGAAAGAGCUUCAGUCAGAGUAGCGCCCUUACUUUGCAUCACAGGACUCAUACAGGAGACAAACCUUAUACAUGCUUGUAGUGUUGAAAGACCUUUCCUCAGAAUGGCUACCUUCAGGCACAUCAAAGCAUCCAUACAAGGGAAGAGAUGAGGAUUCAUAGGGGGAAGCCAGGCUACCAACAUGAUUUUUAAGGGAGUUUCAGACCCCCAACAAUCUUCUUCUUUUAGCUUAACCACAGAGUGUUCCACUUCCCUUCACCUGCUAUUUUGAUGGCCUGUCAGUUUUUCCUUUAC
Messenger RNA from Rhineura floridana, 1227 nucleotides. RefSeq names its product zinc finger protein 239-like. Gene Ontology annotation, molecular function: RNA polymerase II cis-regulatory region sequence-specific DNA binding; DNA-binding transcription factor activity, RNA polymerase II-specific. The record is from RefSeq and is a predicted model, not a curated record. Gene Ontology annotation, biological process: regulation of transcription by RNA polymerase II. NCBI's taxonomy places the organism in Eukaryota, Metazoa, Chordata, Lepidosauria, Squamata, Rhineuridae. The transcript has 2 exons. Gene Ontology annotation, cellular component: nucleus. The coding region runs from base 1 to 1014 and encodes 337 amino acids.